UUGUCAGCUGCAAGUUUAUCUGAACGCAAGAAUCCGUUGAGAAUGCCCCAAGUCCCUAUGCUCAGCAUCACAUUGCAAAGGAACCGAUAUUCAAUUGACCGCUAUGCCAUCUGAUACGCUGAUGGAGAUCAAAGCCCCUAAAGCCUGCCGGCACUGCCAUCUCCACAAGCGCAAAUGUGAUAAGCGGUUGCCCAGUUGCUCACGAUGCGCCUUAAAACUCUACAGAUGCAAAUAUGACGACGACAGGCCGCCGCUUGAAGCAGAGCCAGUCACUAAGCUCAGGUGGAGCCAACCGCUGGCCAUCCAACGAGAUUCCUGCGGUCUUGAGCUCACUCCAGUAGGAGAAAGGCAACUUUUAUGGGCUGCUUGCCAAAGCCAGGAGCAAUAUCCCAAACAAACUGACGCAAAGUCUUUGAUGAACUUGACAGAGGACAUCUUCGCCUAUGGUGGUACUUCCGCGCAACAGGUCUGGGACAAGUACUUUGCUACGGCGUACUCUUGGCUGCCCAUCCUUGAGGAGUCAAACAUCAAUUUCAACGUUCUGGUCAUGCAAGAAUCCGACAUCCACAAGGAUAUUUUUGCACUACUAUUAUUAUGCAUGUACUUGCUGAAUCAAGCCCCUUGCUACCAUCCCAAUCACACAUCCAAUAGCUCGCUUCACAAGGCGACGAGGCGGGUCUUUUCUCUGGUUGAGGCAUCUGGUGAUGUCUUCUCACACGCCACAAAAUUGCAAGCCGGCCUGCUGCUAACUGCCUAUGAAUGCGGACAUGGCAUGACAAGAGAGGCCACAUCCACGUUGGGCGCAUGUUUUGGCAUCAUCAGGCAGCUGGAACAUCGCCGAGAAGAUGUCCUUGUCCCUGUUUUAAAGAGAUGCUGGGCGGGUAUAGUCUCUCUCGAUUGUUCCAUCGUGCUUUCUUGUGCUGAUAGCUCUGCCACUCUCCUCAUCCCGACAAAAGAAAUGUUGCCGCUUGAUGCAAUUUCCUACCUGGAUACAGAAGGACUAUCGCACAUGGAGACAGUACACAGGUUUCGAAUGAGAGCACGCUCAGCUCUACUAGUCGGCGAAGCAAUAAAAGCCGUUUAUGCGGAUCCAGUAUCGGUAGACUGUGUCGAAGCCGAGAAACUUCUCCACGAUCUUGUCCGGAAGCAUACGGCUACAAAGGAGGAGUCAUAUUCUGUGUGCGAAGGCAUUGCUAUGGCCCUGAGCGCCGUUGCAUCCGCUUACAAGAAGAGAGUUCAGCGCAUUGGGUCUACCGCCGACGCGAAGCUCACUAUCGACAUUAAAUUCGCCUACAACAUAGCUUUUGAAAUGUGUCGUGUUGAGGGCAGCAUAAUGAGGAGGCGAGAAAAGAGCCUCAAGAGACUGUGCUUCGCUGGACUGGGCUGCCUAUACCGUGCGGCAGUAGACCUGGAUGAGAUGUGCCCCGAGGGUGCGUUGCCCGAAGAUGCUAAUCAGCUACGGGAAAAUCUCGAGUGGUUUUCAGGCCGUUGGAAAGUCGCAGAGGUUUUGUUGAAGCGCCUUUCUCAAAAUGCCUUGCUUCGAUCCAAGCAAGCUUUCUCUUCGAGAAGUUUUUAGUCACUACCCAAGAUUUAUAAAUAAUCACAAACUCGGGGUUUUGCCAUAGUGUCAUGUUGCGUCCAGGCCGCAAGCCCCGUGUUAAUGGAUG
Trichoderma asperellum CBS 433.97 is the source of this 1667-nucleotide messenger RNA. RefSeq lists its product as uncharacterized. Gene Ontology annotation, cellular component: nucleus. Gene Ontology annotation, biological process: regulation of DNA-templated transcription. Lineage: Eukaryota; Fungi; Ascomycota; Sordariomycetes; Hypocreales; Hypocreaceae. The record is from RefSeq and is a predicted model, not a curated record. Gene Ontology annotation, molecular function: zinc ion binding; DNA-binding transcription factor activity, RNA polymerase II-specific.